Molecule: messenger RNA, 1334 nt
Organism: Nerophis lumbriciformis (worm pipefish)
Lineage: Eukaryota; Metazoa; Chordata; Actinopteri; Syngnathiformes; Syngnathidae
Source: RefSeq, a predicted model, not a curated record
GCAACCCAUUUUCCUUGUUUUGUUUUUUUUAUAGAAUAAACAACACAAUGAAGAAGUUUCAACAGAGGGCUUAUAAGCGUAGAUGGGCUGCCACAACUAGGCAUUUGAAGAAGCAAUGCCGACAGUCAACUUUAGAAUUAGAGAGUGAUGAUAGCGAGCAAGAGAAUGACACGACAAUCUUUACAACUCCAGAAACAGUGACAACCCUUCAGUACAUGGAUGCUGCGGAGACUGCUUACUGCACUGCCGCGGGUGCUGACAAUGCCACCUACAGUGGCCCUGAUAGUGAUGAGCCUGAUGAAAAUGAUGCUGAUUGGAGACUAAUCGACCAUCAUGUCACCUUGUCAUCUGAUUCAGAAAAUGAGAGUGAUAGUGACUGCUUUGAAGAUAUUUUGAGGUCUGGAUUAUUUUAUCUUCAGAAUAGCUUCUGCUAUUGGCCAAAGCCAAAUCCUACCCACUCCAGAAUCCGGAGAGCUGAGAUUCCUGACAAAGAAGUCUGGGAUAGGCUGCCAAUUCGGGUUUUCAGGAAAACAUUGACUGAAGACUUUGACAAGGCCCUUCAAUAUGAAAAACAAGCUGAAAUGUUUUCGAGCCCAGAGGAAGAAGAAAUGUCAACCAAAUGGAGCCACAUCACCCCUGAACGUUAUAGAAACGAUGAGGAAGAUGUGUUUGAUGCUGACGGCGAAGAGGAAAUUCGGCCAAAAAAGAAGUGCAGAAAAGAGAAAUUACAGAUCCUCAUCCAGGCACCCCCACUGCCAGUGCUCCCACCAUUGAACUUUCCAAACUCCAGCGAGUACCAGACCACUUCAGCCAGUACCAGCCAAUACUACACCACUCCAAGGCAUCCAGUCCAGACAAGGAAUCAUGCAUCCAGCUCAAGCCAGUACCAAACCACUCCAGCCAGUACGAGUCAGUACCAGACCACUCCAAGAAGCAGCAGGAAUGCCCUUGAAAGUGAACUUUUCCAGUUAAACAUGAAAGUUAAAAAAAUAGUUGAGAACCAGGGAGAAAUUAUGCGCAUGCUGAGAGGGCUGGCAGCACAGUCUGUGGGGCCAGAAGCUGUGGAUGUUCAAGAUCUCAUUGAGAAGCCUUUCGAGACUCUUGAGCAGCUUAAGACCUUCUGUGAACAGCUCGACACUGAUCUUCUGCUCAGAAAGCAGCUGGUGAAAGCUCUUACUGCUCUUGGUGGGCAGAAUUUGGCAGACACGGUGAGGACAAUGCUGAGGAAAAUUGCCACAAACAAAGUCCUGGAGCAGCUUGGUCUCCGUGGAAAGACAGGCAAAGUGGCGUUUGAGGACUUGCCCUUUUACAGAAUAAUAAUAAGUAAGUGUUAA